AUGCUCCAAAUUGUUGGCGGUGAAUACAGUAUCAUUGGUCGUCGGAGCCCUGUCGAAGGAUUUGCAUCUGAUGAGGCAGGCGAGCUCUCGAGAUUUGCGUCGUACGUCUCGCUAUCCGAAGGAAAGGUGGUUUGCGACUCUGACAGGUCGUUUGCAGACAUUGCGAAGCUGACGACCUGCGGCCGAGAUUGUGUAAAGAUGUUGAGUGAGCAGCAAGCUUUGAAGUUCUUCCACCCAAUCGUGAAAUCACAUGCGACCCAGAUGGAUUAUGCCGGACGUUUGCAGCUUCCUGCGCUGUUUGAUGACAGAAUGCGAUUUCAAGACAUGAUCGCUCAAUUCAGCGCAAUCACCGGCGUCAACCCUAGUCUGGCGACGACAGCAUUGCAGGCAACUGGCUGGGACCUCGACCAGGCCGUAUCCUUGUAUUUCGAAGAGCGCGCUUCUAACCCACUGGGCGCUGCCGACGAAGAAGUUGCUGCAGCUGCUGAACAAUCCAAUCGACCUGCCGCUGGACCUGCCACAUCGUCUACCGGCCGUAGACAACCUGCUGGGCGUCCGCAACAAAUGUCCUUCAGUGAUUUGCAACGUAGCGAUCAGGAUGAUGACGACGAAGAAGAGAAGGGUCAGGACUUGUUCACAGGUGGUGAGAAGAGCGGGCUCGCUGUGCAGAACCCAGAUCAGCCUCCCAACCAUUUCCGCAACAUCAUGCAACAGGCACGCCAGAAUCGUCCACGGCCACCAGCCCAUGGUGCAGAGGAUGAAGAGGAGGAGGAGGAAGAGGCCAGACCGAGCAAUUUCACAGGUCGUGCACAGACAUUGGGUGGCGACGAUGCCCCCAGUCGCAUCGUGAGCGAUCCGUCCGCCAGCACAGCUGCAAGUUCGGCGCGCAAUCUUCCUCGCGUCACACGAACGUUGCAUUUAUGGCAAGAUGGUGUGAGUGUUGACGACGGUCCACUUUUCCGAUUUGACGAUCCAGCGAACGCCACUAUCCUGCAAGAUAUAAAUCAGGGUCGUGCGCCACGGACCCUACUCGACGUCCAGCCGGGACAAGAAGUGGACCUCAAUCUCGAUCCGCACAAGGGCGAAAAUUACGUCGCGCCGAAGAAGCAGUUCAAGCCAUUCAGCGGUCAAGGUCAACGCCUUGGUUCGCCUACCCCAGGUUUACCGUCCACAGCGGGCGCGACUACGACUCAACCAUCGACUCAAUCAACGUCAGUCGCACCAUCGCAAUCCACUACAUCGAGCGCAGCACCGCAGAUCGAAGUCGAUUCGAGCCAGCCGACGCUACAAAUGCAGAUCCGUCUGGGAAGCGGGGCGCGUCUGUCUUCCCGAUUUAAUACGACUCAUACCAUCGGUGACAUUUACGAUUUUGUCGAUCGAGCCUCGACUGAGUCGGUCUCUCGGCCAUACGCUCUGCAGACAACGUUUCCCACAACGGAGUUCAAUGAUCGGGCUCGGGUCUUGGGGGAUAUCACUGACUUCAAGCGCGGAGGUGUCUUGGUGCAAAAAUGGAAAUAG
Molecule: messenger RNA, 1518 nt
Organism: Dissoconium aciculare CBS 342.82
Lineage: Eukaryota; Fungi; Ascomycota; Dothideomycetes; Mycosphaerellales; Dissoconiaceae
Product: SEP-domain-containing protein
Exons: 3
Coding region: 1-1518 (505 amino acids)
Biological process (GO): membrane fusion; nuclear membrane reassembly; autophagosome assembly
Cellular component (GO): cytosol; nucleus
Molecular function (GO): ubiquitin binding
Source: RefSeq, a predicted model, not a curated record